AUGGAAAGACAGAAAAAUAAGGUAGUGAAACAAAUGAAAAAGUUACAUGAAGACCUGGACAAUGAAAAAGCAAAGAGGAAAGUAGAAGAUAACAAGUGCUAUGAAUUACAAGAAAGGAUGAAAACUUUGGCUAGUACCUCGACAAUUACAGUGCAGGAACAGAUGGAGGCAAAACUGAAUGAACCAAGGGAAAAAUUGGAUGAAAGCAUUAAAAAAUUUGACGAUGAAAGAGCCACUUUAGUAAAAUUAUAUAAAAUCCUGGAUUUUUGGUGGCCCUCACGGUACGUAGGGUACUGUGGGGCCCCUGCCAUGUUGCAGGCCCUAUGGACGUUGGUACAACAUUGUUGCCAUCCAUGCGGGCCCAGCCCCACCAUCACCGGUUUCUCUACGGCCCCGUCGGCAGUUACACCUGGCCACCGGCAGCCCUGUAGUCUUCGGCCUCUACCGCCUCCGGUCCCCUAUGCUGCUACUUCCCGGCAGCCUGGCCUUUCGGCUGCAUGCCUCUCCACUCAGCCAGCUACGUGCCUCUCCGCUCAGCCAGUUGCGUGCCUCUUUGCUCUACCGGCCCUGCUCUCACUGCCGGCUCCCUACGGCCCCCGCCACCGGAAACCUCCCUGCACCUCCCCUGCCACCGGAAACCUCCCUGCACCUCCACCGCCGCCUGCCUGUGGCCCCAGCUCGCCGCUCAGCCUGCGGCCUCCACCCUAG
Cryptomeria japonica (Japanese cedar) is the source of this 708-nucleotide messenger RNA. RefSeq lists its product as uncharacterized. Bases 1 to 708 code for a protein of 235 amino acids. The transcript is spliced from 2 exons. NCBI's taxonomy places the organism in Eukaryota, Viridiplantae, Streptophyta, Pinopsida, Cupressales, Cupressaceae. The record is from RefSeq and is a predicted model, not a curated record.